Boleophthalmus pectinirostris (great blue-spotted mudskipper) is the source of this 3646-nucleotide messenger RNA. Its product is annotated as ERO1-like protein alpha. Gene Ontology annotation, molecular function: thiol oxidase activity; FAD binding; protein-disulfide reductase activity. Gene Ontology annotation, biological process: protein folding in endoplasmic reticulum. Gene Ontology annotation, cellular component: endoplasmic reticulum; endoplasmic reticulum membrane. The record is from RefSeq and is a predicted model, not a curated record. NCBI's taxonomy places the organism in Eukaryota, Metazoa, Chordata, Actinopteri, Gobiiformes, Gobiidae.
UCACGUAGCACUGUAAACACGGAAGCGCCGCGCGGUACUGAUGCAACACAAACCCACGCAGCGCUUCAGUCUCGUCCUGUGGAGUGUUUCUAAACCAGGUCUAAACCAGGACUAAACCAGGACUAAACCAGGACUAAACCAGGACUAAACCAGGUCUAAACCAGGUCUAAACGGUCGUGGGCUUUUUGACGCUUUUUUCUCACGUUAAACUGAGCGCGUGCGGGUCCGGUAUGAGUCCAGCGGUGCUCCUCGCGCUGCUGCUGCUCCAGGUGCGCUCCGCGUGCGCCAGGUGCUUCUGUCAGGUGAGCGGGGAACUGGACGACUGCACCUGUGACGUGGAAACGAUCGACCGCUUCAACAACAAACUGAUCUUCCCCAAACUCCAAAACCUCCUGCAGACGGACUACUUCAGGUUCUACAAGGUGAAUUUAAAUAAACCGUGUCCCUUCUGGACGUCCAACAGUCACUGUGGCCUCAGGGACUGUCAGGUGAAACCCUGCUCCCCCAAUGAGGUGCCUGAGGGGAUCCGAGGUGAAGCCCACAACAAGUAUUCGGCAGCUGCCAACUCUGAUCCGGACGAGUGUGUGAGGUCAGAGGAGCUCGGGAAGGUGGACGUGUCUCUCAGUGAGGAGACCAGAGAGGCGCUGAAGAACUGGACCAAACACGAUGACGAGGCUCAGCGUUUCUGUGUUCUUGACGAUGAGGGCGCUCCAGACUCAGAGUUCGUGGAUCUGCUGCUGAACCCGGAGAGGUUCACCGGGUACAAGGGCCCAGAGGCCUGGAGGAUCUGGACCAGCAUCUACGAGGAGAACUGCUUCAAGCCGUAUUCGGUGCAGAGGCCCUUGAGCCCCGCCCACAGCCGCAGCAGCAGCUCUGACGUGAGGACCUUCUACACGUGGCUGGAAGGCCAGUGUGUGGAGAAGAGGGCGUUCUAUCGGCUCAUCUCCGGACUCCACGCCUCCAUCAACAUCCACCUGAGCGCCAGAUACCUGCUCAACGACGUGUGGUUUGAGAAGACGUGGGGUCCAAACGUGACGGAGUUUCGUUUGCGGUUCGACUCGGAGCUGACGGAGGGGGAGGGGCCCAAGCGCCUGAGGAACCUGUACUUCCUGUUCCUGAUCGAGCUGCGGGCGCUGGCCAAAGCUCUGCCCGUCGUGAAAGAGGGGUCCUUCAGGCUUUACACGGGACAGCCCCAGGACGACCGGCGCAACAAGGAGCUGCUGCUGGAGAUACUGCACACCGCACGAUCUUUCCCGCUGCAUUUCAAUGAAACGUCUCUGUUCGCUGGAGACGAGAGGGAGGCGGCCAAACUCAAGGAGGACGUGCGCCUCGCCUUCCUCAACAUCUCGCGGAUCAUGGACUGUGUGGAGUGCUUCAAGUGUCGUCUGUGGGGGAAACUGCAGACUCAGGGUUUGGGCACGGCUCUGAAGAUCCUGUUCUCGUCGCCCUCGUCUCCGCUCACGCUCAACAGACAAGAACUGGUGGCCCUCAUCAACGCCUUCGGACGGAUCUCCACGAGCAUCAGGGAGCUGCAGAACUUCAGGGAGAUUUUGUCUGAAGACACGUGACCCUGGGCUCCAGUUUAAACCUUCACUGUGUCUGUUCCCUGCAUGAGGAGGAGCUUCAAAUCAGGCUAAUAACAGUAACCACAGCCCUCUCCACUCAUGGAUUUGGUCUCAUUAUUCUGGACAGUAUCAUUAUUUAAAGCAGCACGGUGUCACUUUUCUGGUAUCGAGUUUAACCUCCUGCUUGUCUCCAUGGUUUCUGCUUUGCUUGGAAUGUUUCACACUAGGUUACAGUUCAGAUCUGUGGAGAGGCGACCCCACGCACAGAAAGAAUGCAGGUUGGUCAGGGUAUUUUUGAUUUUUGUAUUUGAACAUAUGAAUAAAUGCAAGACAGACAAGUUUAUACUGAAGCCCUGAGCGGCAAGAGAAAAAAAAAAAGCAUUAAGCAUUUUUGAAAAAAUAAUAAUAAUAAAAAUUUAAGACUAUAUAUAUAUAUAUAUAUAUAUAUAUAUAUAUAUAUUUUAUUUAUUAUUUUUUAUUUGGAAAAUAAUAAUGUUGAUGAUAAAACAAAGACUAUAUAUAUAAAUAAAUGUAUAUAUUUGGAAUUUGUUAUUUUUAUUUUUAGGAAAAAAAAGAAGAAAAUUUGUUUAGAGUUGUUGGUACAAAAAAAACAAAACAAAACAAAAAACAGCCUCAAUGACAUGCUUUAUUUGUUUUUCUCUUGCUGCUCAGGGCUUCCGUUUAAGACAGACGGACAUAAACUUUAUGGAUCCUGAGGGAAAUUCAAGUUUGCAUUUCCGAACGGUGGAACAUUCUAGUUAAAGCAACAACAUCUCCAUGGAGACCAGACCAGAAAAGUUACACAUUGUUCCUUUUAAAUUGAUGAACUAAACUCAAAUUAAAUCAUAAUUAUUAGAAUGAUCUGACGGCAUACGGACCAGUAGGCAGCAUCAUUUGCUUUUUGAAACAUUUUAUCAAUGGAAGUUAAAUAUAAACAUGGACUUUGUGGAUCAUUUGGUAUCAGUUUUGUCUCUAUCGUCAUUAGUUUCUGAGAUAUGGCAAAAGUGUAAUUUCUUUGGGACUUCAAGGACCUUGAAUAAGCAAUUAUUAUUAAAAAUAAACUAAUAAUAAUAACAAUUAUAAUAAUUAUAAUUAUAAUUAUAAAUGAUAUAUAAAUAUGUUUAAUGAUUUUUCAGCCAGAGCCUUAUGGAAACCGUCAGGAUGGAACUUAAGAGGUUUGGUGGACCCAGUAAAUAUUACUCAACUCUACUGACCACUCAUGAAUCUGGUACAUUAGACCGCACUGACAGACUGGCCGAAAAGAAAAUUCCAGAAAACUACUGAAUAAUUACUGAGUUUUUAUUUAAAAUUUAAAGAGGAGGCAUUCUUUAUUUAUUUCUUUUUUUAAGCUUUUGUCUAUGUUCUAACGUUGUUCCCUCAUCAAAAAAAUCUCUGACGAGGUUUUAAAAUCAUCCAUGCAUGUUUGAGUCAUCUAGUGAUCUCUCUCGGCCCUAUUCAAACCCGCCCACAAGUCUACGUCCCCCAUGUUCCCACACGACAAUUCUCCAUAAAUCUACGAAAACAUGAUGUAAAACUGUUCACUGCGACUGGACAAACCCGACGUGACUGUGUUGUGAUAGAGCUCUGAAGGGGGAGGGACUUAGCGCAGAGAGAAUACAUUGUUUUUUGGCGAAUAUAUCAUUUUCAAAACAAUAAAAGGGAACAUGGUUGAUCUGAAUAUGUGACGUGUUACAGUCAUUACCCCAUAAAAGUCAAAUACUCCGUCUGGAACCUCCGUAGUUCCUCUUUGUGGUUGAUCUAAUCACAUUUUGACGCCGUUAUUAUUUUGAAAACCUUGAUUAAAUUUGACAGGAGCCACUGUAAAUACUCAAAUCCUCAAGCUUUCCUCAGAUAACGCUGAUCGUCUUAAGUCUGUCUUUCUGUUUUUGGUGAGUGUGUGUUAGAGGCAGUUGUAAUUGCACUGGAAGCCUGCAGGCGGCGCUGUUUGCUCAGUUACAGAAAAUGAUGUUGUUGAAGUGUAAGGAAUAAAUUGCUCUAUUUUUUCAGGUAAAGUUUAUAUGAAAGAGCCUUUAAAGAUGUUUCAUAUUUGUGUGUGGCAAUAAAAUGAACGGUUUAGAAAA